Blumeria graminis f. sp. triticale is the source of this 2694-nucleotide messenger RNA. Lineage: Eukaryota; Fungi; Ascomycota; Leotiomycetes; Helotiales; Erysiphaceae. The record is from the annotation of a GenBank genome assembly.
AUGGCAAGCCAUCAUCCCUCUCCAACCGCGGGAAUUCCCAUACACCAUGGUCCGCCCGGUGGUCCACCGCCCGCUGGGAUGCCGCAGCCACAGCAUCCAUUUCCCGUUGCUCAGCAGUUAGCCGCAAUGAACGAAGCCGUCUGGCUGCAAAUCGGAAGUCUCGCAGAACUCCUGAAUAACCUGGACGAAGCCAUGGGCGCCUACGAACAUGCUCUCCGUGCAAAUCCUCGCUCCAUUCCGGCCAUGAGCGCGAUCAGCAGUAUCCUACGCACACAAGAACAGUUCUACAAGGCCGUUGAGUACCUUCAAAAUAUUCUCAAGCUUGAUGCCAACAACGGAGACGUCUGGGGAAGUCUCGGGCAUUGCUAUUUGAUGAUGGACGAUUUGCAACAGGCGUAUUCAGCCUACCAACAAGCUCUCUAUCAUCUCCGCGACCCCAAGGAACCCAAGCUCUGGUACGGCAUCGGAAUACUCUACGAUCGCUAUGGGUCUCUGGAACACGCGGAGGAGGCCUUUUCGCAAGUUAUGCGAAUGCAGCCCGACUUUGAAAAGGCCAAUGAGAUCUACUUUCGUCUCGGCAUUAUUUACAAGCAGCAGCAAAAGUACCAGCAAAGCCUCGAGUGUUUCCGAUAUAUUGUUUCCAUACCACCAACGCCCUUGACAGAAGAAGAUAUAUGGUUUCAAAUAGGCCACGUCCAUGAACAACAGAAAGACUACGACAAUGCUAAAAUGGCAUACCGCCGAGUGCUUGAUCGUGAUCCUAACCAUGCUAAGGUCCUUCAGCAGUUAGGAUGGCUGCAUCACCAGCAAAGCAAUAGCUUCAAUAGCCAGGAGCAGGCUAUCGAGUAUCUCGAGAAAUCAGUCAACUCUGAUCAGAGCGAUGCGCAAAGCUGGUAUCUCCUUGGUCGGUGUUACAUGUCACAACAGAAAUACCCCAAAGCAUACGAGGCCUAUCAACAAGCAGUUUACCGAGACGGAAGGAACCCAACAUUCUGGUGCUCGAUUGGUGUUUUGUACUACCAGAUUAACCAGUACCGGGAUGCGCUCGAUGCAUAUUCCCGGGCUAUACGCCUGAAUCCGUACAUAUCAGAGGUCUGGUACGAUCUCGGCACACUGUACGAGUCGUGCAACAAUCAAAUAAACGAUGCUCUCGACGCAUAUCAGCGGGCCGCAGAACUCGAUCCUAACAACGUUCAUAUCAAGGCACGCUUACAGCUCUUACGUGGCCAGCAAGCUAGUGGUGUUCCCGUGCAGACGAGUGCUCCCUUGCCCCAGGAUGUUCAUCCGCAGGCCUACCAAGCUACAGGUGCUGUCGGCCCGCCAGGUCCGCAAUGGGGCAAUUCGGCUCCCCAGCCACCGUCUGGACCCUCUGGCGGACCACCUGCUAACGGCUGGGGUAACCAACUGGCCGAAAUAAACCCGAUACACCACCCUGCUAACCCUUUUGAUCAACGUGAGCGAGGUCGUGGUCCGUCUGGUCCUAAUCCGCCGCCGCCGCCACCACCUCGCGGCCCAGCUAGUCCGCGAUCGGGACCCGAUCAAAUGCGUGCUUACCCCGGCCCAAGUACGCGUGGGCUUCCACCACCACCGCCGCCGCCGCCACGCUCACCUCGAGACCACCAUAAUGCCAUGGGUCCCUUUCCUGGCGCUGGACUGCCCCAACCAACGUCAUCGCAAGGACCACCUUUGCAGCCCCCACCUCCUCAACCGCCGCGUGUAACGAAUCCAAACUACGCAGGUCCAGGCGCUACGAAUGCUCUGCACCCUACUCCAAACGGUAUGAAUGGCUCAGGACCCGCAAUAUCGCUACCUUCGUUCGGGCGUCAAAACAGUCCGCGGAUGGAAAUGCGUUCUCUUCAUGACAAUCGCUUGUCUUCGCCGAAGCCAGUGUAUACCCACCAGCAAUCUUCGUACGCCCAUCACGGGGAAAUGAACACAGGGGGUAUGGAUAAUGGCGUGUCAAAUCCACACAAUGAGUCACUUGCCCCAGAACGUAAUGGUGAUCCUCGCCCCGCUUCUGUCGGUCCGAAGCGCUUGCGGGAAUGGGAAGACGAGCAACAAACCAUGAAGAAGCCUGCUUCGGAUGAGAAUCGAACACGGUUGAUGGACUCACAUCAUCGGCGCCCCUCAACACCGCCGAGAGACCAAUCGUUUCGCCGUGCUUCAUCCGAAGUUCGUCGGGCCGAAGAUCAACGCCACUUGGAAGAACAACGCCGAAUGGAUGAGCAGCGACGUGAAGACCAAAGACGUAUGGAAGACCAGCGGCGAGCCAACGAAAACUACCAUCCGUCCGAGGCCGCACACCAUCCACCUAUGGCUCCUAAUAGCCAUUUACCACCAAUGCAGCAAGGUCUACCGACCUCACAUACGCCAGUUCAUGAUAUCCUGCCGCCACCGCCGCCACUACCGCCUCCACCUACGCAAAAAGAUUACGUCAUGGAUGAAAGGGAACGGCAUGAACAUGUAACAGUGCCGCCGACAUCACUUCCGUUGAUGAGCGAGCCCGAGCGAGCUAAACGAAAGAUGGAUGUAGAUGAAGAUUACGACGAUGAUGGGGAUGAAGACAAGAAGAAUAGCAACAUCUUGGUAGGAUCGGGAUCUGGGCCGAUGGACAGCAAGUCAACAUCGCCUUCUGGCGUUAAUGGGCAUGUUGUUAAUGGGAUGACGAAUGUUCAACCAAAAGUGGAAGCGUAG